This is a messenger RNA of Myodes glareolus (Bank vole), 2653 nucleotides long. RefSeq names its product ST13 Hsp70 interacting protein (gene St13). Gene Ontology annotation, molecular function: protein dimerization activity; Hsp70 protein binding. Lineage: Eukaryota; Metazoa; Chordata; Mammalia; Rodentia; Cricetidae. The record is from RefSeq and is a predicted model, not a curated record.
UCACGAGGCCGUUGUGGGGGAGGAGCCAGCGGCCGGGGAGGUUCUAGUCUGUUCUGCCUCGCGGCAGCCGCCCCCUUCCACUUGGUCACGUUGUGCCGCGCCCGGGCCUCCGCAGCCGCCCCUCGCCUCCCGCCUCCCGCCUCCCGACCAUGGAUCCCCGCAAAGUGAGCGAGCUUCGGGCCUUCGUGAAGAUGUGUAAGCAGGAUCCGAGCGUCCUGCACACCGAGGAAAUGCGUUUCCUGAGGGAGUGGGUGGAGAGCAUGGGAGGUAAAGUACCACCUGCUACUCACAAACCUAAAUCAGAAGAUAAUGUCAAGGAAGAAAAAAGAGAUAAUAAGACAGAGGAGAGCAUAAAGACAGAUGAACCAUCAAGUGAGGAGAGUGAUCUAGAAAUUGACAAUGAAGGUGUAAUUGAGCCAGACACUGAUGCCCCUCAAGAGAUGGGAGAUGAAAAUGGAGAGAUAACUGAGGAGAUGAUGGAUCAAGCAAAUGAAAAGAAGGGGGCUGCCAUUGAAGCCCUAAAUGAUGGUGAGCUGCAGAAAGCAAUUGACUUAUUCACUGAUGCCAUCAAACUAAAUCCUCGCUUGGCUAUUCUGUAUGCCAAGAGAGCCAGUGUGUUCGUCAAAUUACAGAAGCCAAAUGCUGCUAUCCGAGACUGUGACAGAGCCAUUGAAAUAAACCCUGAUUCAGCUCAGCCAUACAAGUGGCGAGGGAAAGCACACAGACUCUUGGGUCACUGGGAAGAAGCAGCUCAUGAUCUAGCCCUUGCCUGUAAACUGGAUUAUGACGAGGAUGCCAGUGCAAUGCUAAAAGAGGUUCAACCUCGGGCUCAAAAAAUUGCUGAACAUCGGAGAAAAUAUGAGCGAAAACGUGAAGAGCGAGAGAUAAAAGAAAAAAUAGAAAGGGUGAAGAAGGCUCGAGAAGAGCAUGAAAGAGCACAAAGGGAAGAAGAAGCCAGAAGACAGUCUGGAGCUCAGUUUGGCUCUUUUCCAGGUGGUUUUCCUGGGGGAAUGCCUGGUAAUUUUCCUGGUGGAAUGCCUGGAAUGGGAGGGGGCAUGCCUGGAAUGGCAGGAAUGCCUGGACUCAAUGAAAUCCUCAGUGACCCUGAGGUUCUUGCAGCGAUGCAGGAUCCAGAAGUCAUGGUGGCUUUUCAGGAUGUGGCCCAGAACCCAGCAAAUAUGUCAAAAUAUCAGAGCAACCCAAAGGUUAUGAAUCUCAUCAGUAAAUUGUCAGCCAAGUUUGGAGGUCAAGCAUAAUGUCAAACAGAGCCCUUGCUGAAUGAAGAGCAGCUUAGCUCACUUACUGGAUGUUGCAAUAAUACAAACCAGUGUACCUCUGACCUCAUCAGGAGAGCUGGGGUGCUUCGAAGACUAUCCCUACCCUUCUGCAUCAAAUGCGGCGGAAGCAUUUUACAGUGGUUUGCCAUUAGGGUCUUCAUUCAGAUAAUGUUUUCCUGCUAGGAAUUAUAAACACUUUUCAACCUUAAACAUAUUUUUUAAAAAAUUUAGGGGGUAUUAAUCCCUCCAUUUUUCUUUACUUAUCUUUUUGGGUUUUUCCUUUGAAUUACUGGGCAAGGAAGCUGAAUAUGGUCGACUUACUGCUCUCAUGAAUGGAAAUAAAGAUUUGUUAGUGGGAAGUAAAUAAAACUCAUUUAAGUUGAUUGAGUUGGACAUAUGGUUACUAAAGCAUCUUGAUUUGUCUUUUUUUAAUGUUUUAUUUCAAAAUGGUCUGCUUCAGUGAAUUUCUUGGGACCACCAGUAUUUGGAUCUGACCUGGGUAGAACUGAAAUGUUGGACAGAGCAGCAGCAAGUCCUAGGUUUUGUUUGACCUUGUGUAAGCUCCAUUUAAAUCUUACACUGUGCUGCAGGGGCGAUUUUUAUUUUUAGGCAUUGCAGUGGAGUUAGAAUCCCUAGUUCUGCCAUUGUCCACUGUUUCACAUAAAUGUUCCCUAUCAUUCCCACAUAGAGGAAAAAGUGCUUUCUAUGUUUCUGUCAAAAAUUACCUUUCCUGUUAGAAAAUACCUGUCUGCUUGUCCUCUUGAUCUUCUUGUUGAGCUAAAAGUAUUUUUUUCACUAGCAUCAUCACUUUGCAACAUAAUUGUGGAAGCAUAUUUAUUGCUAGUUUAAUUUCAUAUAUAGUAAUAUGGUCAUUGUAAGGUCAUACCUGGAACAGCUGUGGUAUCUUAUUGGACCAUUGGGUUGCUUGUUUGAAUAUUAAACUUUGACACUUGUGAACUCCUAUCAUAUCAGGAGUCUUUGGAAGAGAGCUUCCCUUUGGUUUUAGGUUUGCUUAUGAAAUUGAGAAACAUGCGAUUUUAGAGUUGAUGUUGAAGUAUACAUCUUUGUAUUUUGAAGAGUUUAAAUUGUUUACAUAUGAUGAAAGAUUGAUUUGUCCUAUUUAGCUCUUAAAUACUGCAAUGUAUUUAAUGCUUGUUUUCUCUCCUGCUGCAAGGAUAAAGAAAAACGAUAAAUCCACAGAGUGCAUAUUUAAAUUAACACGUCUGAAAUCAUAUGUCUAUGCAGGUUUUAACUGCUUCAUACAGCAGACACAGAUGUAUCUUGUUACAUGUAAAAAGAAGAUGUAUUUGGACAGAGCAUGUGUUUAAAGUCCUUGAUAACCAUCACAUAUUCUUAAAUUUGAACUUUGCACGGUG